Perkinsus marinus ATCC 50983 is the source of this 2032-nucleotide messenger RNA. RefSeq lists its product as hypothetical. Lineage: Eukaryota; Perkinsozoa; Perkinsida; Perkinsidae. Bases 1 to 1839 code for a protein of 612 amino acids. The transcript is spliced from 4 exons. The record is from RefSeq and is a predicted model, not a curated record.
AUGACCAAGAUGGUCUUGAUGAGCAAUGCUCUAGUCCCCACUGUUACGACAACGUCCAGUGUACUGGGUCGUAUUACUCUCAACGUGCUCACUCUUGGCAGCAGCAGGAGCAAGCUGUGUCCGGUGCUUGGCCUCGGGACGGUGCGUACUCAGGAGGGCGCUGUCAAGAAACGAUCCAUGAGGAGGGAGUUUGUGGUGGAAGGAGCAACCACGAUAAUGGAGAUUCGUCGUCUGCGAGAUAUAGUGAGCGGACAUCAUCAUCGUCGACGGGAUGAGCGGCGGGAGAGGCGAGAUCGCGAUGACCACAAGAAAUUGCAUCGUAAUCAUAGUCAUCAGCGUCGUCGAUUGAGGGUCGGUAGUGACCACGAGCAUGGAGCCAGUGGUGACCGUCCUCGCGGCCACCAUGGACGACGGGAUCGCCAUGGUGGCCGUGAUGGUUCGGGUGGACAUCGGGAGAGGAGACGAUCUCGUUGUAGUCGAGGGGAACAACAUCGACACCAUAGGAGGAGGCAGGGCUCGGUGGAAGGCAGCCAGAGGAGCCCUAAGGGUGGUAAGGAUAUGGCUCGUGGAGUAGCAGAGCAUCGACAGUCCUCGAGAAGGAGGAGGCAUAGGAGGAGAUCUGAAAGCCGCUACCGCGAUGGUGCGUCAACUGAGUCCGGUGGUGACGCGGGGAGGGUCGGUGAGCUGAAUCGACGUCGGGAUGAUCUGGUGGAGCAGCUGGUCGAGUUGGUGAAGGAAAUCACUUACGUUGAGAAGAAAAGUGAGCAUCGGCUGCCCCCGACGGUUAUCCAUAGCACAAGUACUAGUGCUAGCUCUGUCAAACUGCGAGCUACCCCGACAAUACCGUUCCCUAGUGAGGAUGGUGGGCCGGCUCACACACCUUAUACUCCACCCCUGCCACAGUCGACUGCUACUGUAGCGGAGAAAUCAUGGCGAGAGCGGCAUUGGAGCCAAUACACGCCCGGUGCUCAGGCUGAGAUAGCUGCUAUUGAGGCUGGCUACUACGGCUCCAUCUAUGGCAGGCCGGCACCAAUCCUUGACUAUUCCCAACGCAGGGAGGAGUGGAAGGAGGAGGAGGACCUAUCGCCUAGGAGCCUGGCCGCCCGAGGGAACCUUUGGCCAUCUCGAAGGGACUAUUAUAAGGCUAGCGACUCGGUAGGGCAAGAAGUGGUAGAUGAUGUCGUCCAUUGUGAUCCGGAGGGUUCAGAGCAGAGGCGAGAUGUGUGGUAUAGAAGGAAGUGGAUGGAAGAUGCUUGUGAUGAUGAAUGCUAUUAUACUGAUCAUAUAGACCAAUGUGCGUUGGAGGAGAGGGUGAUGGCAUUCGAGUACGACGCCAUUGAUGUCGAUGCUGCGACCCUUGGCGACCAGCAGGAGGUCUCCAGCAGUGUUGACGUCGAGUAUUCGCUGAACGAUAAGAGGGCAGUUGUGCCAGCAGGGAAGGGUGAUGAGCAUAACAACAUGCUUGCGGCUACAGAGGUUGUUGGUGGUAUCGCGGAAACGAUCUGCGAUGAUGUACUUCUUGGCUCGGGUGAGGGCUCUAUGUGUGAGAGGGUGAUAGUAGAAGGAGGAGAGGGAGAUGGUUUGGUUCAGCCGUGCUGUUGCUCUACAGCAGUGGUGGAGGAUGGUGGAGUUGACGACAGAGUGAUAACUGAAUGCCGUAAGGACUCUGAUGAUUUUGUAACGGUGUCCAGCUUUGUUGAUGCGGAGGAACCCCAAUUAAAUAUCGAUGUUACGUGUAUGAGCACGUCAGAGCGCUUGAUGAGGCUCUUCGUGCUCGGUGAUGAUUAUGAUAAUCUACCACCACCUCCACCGCUGAUGCAGUCCCGGGGAAGUCGGUGAAAGGUGGACGACAAGAGGAGCAGUGUCAUAGAAGAAGUAACGAUAAAUGAGCCAUCCCCCAGUUCCACGACUGAUGCUGGUAUCAUGGAAUGUAGCAUAUCACACUUUAUCUAUAACGUACUCGUCGAGUGAAUUCCUGUCCAAUCAAGCCGGUUCAUUGCCCCGCCUGUAUUCCGAGACCAAGUGCUGCCGC